AUUGGCUCAGCUUUUUACUUUAAACUGGACGGCGGAAGUUUGGAACUGAACUGAUUUUAGCACAAAUUUGUACACGGACUCAGAAAUGACGACAGAGACGGAUUUUCUGAGAGAAGAAGGCCGGAGGCUUAAGACUGCUUUCAGUCAGCAUCAGGAUGGACACCAGGCUGAACCCACAUUUUCGUUACAGGGGGAAACUGCAAGGGCAUCAGAUUCACCAGCCCUCAAAAGCAUUUUGACCCCUCUUGUAGCAGAAUAUGACAGACAUAACGAAGACAUGACUGAUCAGCUGCAGCGCUAUCAGAUUCAGAUGGCUGAGCUGAAAGUGAGGCUUGAGGACGUUGUCAGAGAAAAUGAGCGGCUGCACGCUGAGCUGAGAGAGUCCAUCGAGCGGCAGCUCCACGGGCUCCAGGCCACGCCCGGCUCGGACGGGGACUCUCUGGUGGAUGAUGGGCUCGUUAGAAACCUGCAGGAGCAGAUCCAGCUGUCCAUUCAGGAGAAGGACCGGGCCUUGGAGAUGUGGCGGUCGUCUGCAGACGAGCUGCAUCGCGUGCAGCAGGUCUAUCAGAAGACCACGUCCGAGGCUCAGCUCUAUAUGGCAGAACAGCAGCAGAUGAAGAACAAACUGACCGGCAUCCAGCAAGCUGCCCAGCAUCUCCAAGCAGCCAAUCAAACGCUGGAGUCGACCAACCAGGAGUUUCUGAAGACGGUGACGGAGCAGAGCGUGGAGAUGGAGGACCUGCGCACCCAGCUGCGGCAGGCGAAGAUGCACUCGAGGACAGCGACGGCUAAAGUGGAGGAGAUGACCAAACUGAUGCAGAGCAUGCAGGACCAGAUGCAGAGGAGGGAGGAAGACGCAGCAGAGGCGCUGGAUAGAGAGGGUGUCUCUGAGCGGAAGCUGCAUCAGCUGCACACGACCCUCAGCCAGCUGGAGAACAGGCUGAAGCUGGCGGCCCAGGAGGCGGAGCAGCUGCGGCGGGAGCGGGCGGGGUCUGAGCGGCGGGUGGGGGAGCUGCAGGGUCUGUGUGCCAGUCUGCAGGAGGAGCGCUACGAGGCCGUCAGCAAAGUGCGCCACAGCAUCCAGGCCGCCGAGGAGGCGUCUCUGCAGAAAGAGCAGGCCCUCCUGAGGGAGAAGCAGAGGAGCGAGGAGCUGGAGAAGCUGAAUGAGGCCAUCAAGCUGCUGAUCCAGGACGCCGCCGUUCGAACCCGAAAAGAGGUGGAAAACGUGAGGAAGCAGUGUAACGUGCAGAUUCAGAGGAUGGCAGAGGAGCUCUCCGCUCUGCAGCUGGAGUGUGCCGACAAGGAGUCUCAAAUACAGAGGGCGACACGCGAAAGGAAAGCUGUGGAAGAGGAGCUGGAAAAGGUGUACAGGGAAGGCAGGGGGGAGCCGGAGUACAGGAAGAUGGACUCGCUGCACCAGAGGUGCCUGAACACCGAGCGUGUUAAGGACGAGCUGCACAUCGCGCUGCAGAGCACCCAGAACAGGAUGAAGAAGCUGGAGAUGGAGUACGAGGAGGAGCUGUCGCGGUGCCGGGAGGAGGUGCGGCGGCUGCAGGAGGCGCUGGUGGGCGCGCGGGAGGAGUGCGGCAGCGUCAGCGAGGAGCGUCUGCGUCUGCAGGAGGAGAGCCAGCAGCUGCGCAGGGACAUGGAGGAGCUGCGCAAGGCCAGCCAGCACGUCCAGAGGAGGGCCAAGCAGCAGGUCUCCUCCAUGGAGCACGAGUUCUCGCUGAAGGAGCGGGGCUUGGAGGCGCGGGUACGGGAGCUGGAGGAGAGCAGCCGCAGCUCCACCGUGGAGCUCACCCGCCUCCUCACAGCCCAGCAGAAGGCCGCCAAGCGGUGGAAGGAGGAGGCGCGCAAGCUGGCCGAGGCCUUCGAGCUGAAGCUGGGCAGCCUGAGGGCGGAGCUGGGGAGGCAGAAGCAGCGGUGUCAGGAGCUGGAGCUCCAGCUGGAGGCCGAUCAUGAGAAGAUUGUGGAGUACGAGAGGCAAACGGCAGAGCAUCAGGAGAACGCCUCCCGCCUGCAGAGACGGCUGACCCAGGCCGAGCAGAAGGCUUCCACUGCAUCGCAGCAGCUCAGCAUCAUGACGUCACAGAGGAGGAAAGCGGCCUCCAUGCUGGACCUGGAGACUCUGUAACCUUGGCAACUCCGACACUGACCAUGGCCCUGUACAGUGCAGUCAUUCCUCAUUCUCACAACAAAUGUUUUUUUAAUAAAAGAAUGGCGCCUUUCCGUAAGGGCAAUUCAUCAUGAGCCAUAAAAUGUCCUUAAAGAUGGCGUCACCACAAACACA
Anguilla anguilla (European eel) is the source of this 2290-nucleotide messenger RNA. It is a transcript of the gene sclt1, whose product is annotated as sodium channel and clathrin linker 1. NCBI's taxonomy places the organism in Eukaryota, Metazoa, Chordata, Actinopteri, Anguilliformes, Anguillidae. Gene Ontology annotation, cellular component: centriole. The coding region runs from base 86 to 2134 and encodes 682 amino acids. The record is from RefSeq and is a predicted model, not a curated record. The transcript has 22 exons. Gene Ontology annotation, biological process: clustering of voltage-gated sodium channels; cilium assembly.